CCGGGCGGCGCAGAGGCUUCCGGGAAACCGGAAGUGAACAGAGUACCCAGUCCCACCUCCUCCUCCUCUUCCAAAGCUUUUCCCUCCGGGGCUCCUUAACCUGCUGUGGAACUUCCUCCGCCCCGCGCCUAUAACCUCGAGACAAGGCUGGGAAAAGAUGGAAGAGCUUCACCUUAUGGACUCACUGGGGCUACUUUGCUGCCUCUACAGGGAGCCUGGAGUCUCAGGGAUGGCCUUUGAGAAGGACAGAAUCCCAGCCCAGGAGGCGGUGACAUUCAAGGAAGUGGCUGUCGACUUCACUUGGGAGGAAUGGCGCCUCCUGUCCCCUCCCCAGAAGGAGCUAUACAAGGAGGUGAUGCUGGAGAAUGCCCGGAACCUGCUCUCUGUGGGGCUUCCAGCUUCCCGAGAAGACAUGCACUCUUAUUUGGAGCAGAGGGAAGCCCCGUGGAUGCUGGAGCAAGAAUGCCUGAGAAGCUGCUGCUCAGAAGGAGAGAUCAGAUCUACAAUAAAGGCCAGCCCUACAGAGGUGAGCCUGCCUGUGGAAAAAAUGAAUCUACAAAGAUUCAUGAGACAUGGUUCCGAUAACUUUGCUUCCAGAGAAUUCCGUUUUGCAUCUCAAAAUUCAUCCUGUAUUGAACAUCAAAGAAUGCACACUAUGGAAAAAUCUAGUGAAAGUAAUCAGUGCAGAAAGACUUUUUCACACAUGGUCAGCCUUGCUCAAAAUGAGAGAGUGCACACUGGUAAGCAACCUUAUGAAUUCAAGCAGUGUGGAAAGACAUUUAAUCUGACCUCCAAUCUUGCUGUAAAUCAAAGAACCCACACUGGGAAGAAAUGUUAUGAAUGUAAGCAAUGUGGCAAGACAUUCAGUCAGAGCUCACAUCUUUCUCGACAUCAGAGAAUUCACACUGGGGAGAAACCUUAUGAAUGCAAGCAGUGUGGAAAGACAUUUGGUCAAAGGUCCAAUCUUGUUAAACAUCAGAGAAUCCACACUGGGGAGAAACCUUAUGAAUGCAAGCAAUGUGGAAAGACAUUCAGUCAGAGGUUCCAUCUUUCUCGACAUCAGAGAAUCCACACUGGGGAGAAACCUUAUGAAUGCAAGCAGUGUGGAAAGACAUUCAGUCUGACUUCUGAUCUCACUGUCCAUCAGAGAACUCACUCUGGGCGAAAACCUUACGAAUGCAAGCAAUGUGGAAAGACAUUCAAUCUGAACUCUGAUCUUGCUGUACAUCAGAGAAUCCACACUGGGGAGAAACCUUAUGAAUGCAAGCAAUGUGGAAAGACAUUCGGUUGGAGUGGUAAUCUUGCUAGACAUCAGAGAACCCACACUGGAAAGAAACCAUAUGAAUGCAAGCAAUGUGGUAAGACAUUCAGUCUGAGCUCUGAUGUUGCUGUACAUCAGAGAAGGCACACUGGGGAAAAACCAUAUGAAUGCAAACAAUGUGGAAAAGCAUUCUGUCACAUUUCUGAUCUUAAUGUACAUCAGAGAACGCACACUGGGGAGAAACCUUAUGAAUGCAAACAAUGUGGAAAGACAUUCAGUCACAGCUCCCAUUUUUCUCGACAUCAGAGAAACCACACUGGUGAUAACCCUUGUCAAUGCAAGCAUUGUGGAAUGAUAUUCAGUAUGAGCUCUGAUCUUACUGUACAUCAGAGAAGGCACACUGGGGAGAAACCUUAUGAAUGUAAGCAAUGUGGAAAGACAUUCAGUCACAGCUCCAGUCUCACUGUACAUCAUAGAAUCCACUCUGGGGAGAAACCUUAUGAAUGUAAGCAAUGUGGAAAGACAUUCACUCUAAGCUCCAAUCUUGCUAAACAUCAGAGAAGGCACACUGGGGAGAAACCUUAUGAAUGCAAGCAAUGUGGAAAGACGUUUGGUUGGAGUGGUAAUCUUGCUCAACAUCAGAGAAUCCACACUGGGGAGAAACCUUAUAAAUGCAAGCAAUGUGGAAAGUCUUUUGGUUGGAGUCGUAAUCUUGCUAGACAUCAGAGAACCCACACUGAGGAGAAACCUUAUAAAUGGAAGCAAUUUGGAAAGAUAUUCAGUCUGGUCUUUGAUCUUGCUGCAAAUCGGAGAACCCAUACUGUCAAGAAACCUUAAAAAUGCAAACAUUGUGGAAAGACAUUUAGUCACAACUUCGAUCUUGCUGUACAUCAGAUCAUGUUGAUGUGAAACCUUAUGUUCACAUUGCGGCUCCAGUCUUGCUAUUGUGUGAAGGAAAUUUACCCUACCCUGUUUCUGAAGUCUGAAUUUGACUUAGAGGAGAGGAUAACAUGAUGGAAAACAUUGAGGGAGCAUAGAAUGUCAGCAGGAAAAAGUCAGCAACUGUAGAGAGUUCACAAUCUGGAAGCAGGUGAUGUCUCCUCAAUUCCCCCCUGGGCAGAUAUUAAUGCCUGGAAAAAUAGUUGGUUCACUGGAGGUCCAAGGAAAUAUCUUAAUCUGGGCAGCCAGGGUUUCCUGGGCAAAUUCACCAGUGGUGUCUUUCUUUACAAAGACUGUGGGGUUGUAGCCCCUGGUAUAGGUUCCUCUGCCAUAGCUCAGGUCUCAGAAAUCUGGUGACUUGCUCUGAGGAGAAAGACUGAAAGGAGAGAGGAGUCUUUUGGGAGUUGAUCAGCUCUAUCAGCAAUUAUUUUUAGUCUGCUAGUUUGUAGAACAUGAGUUAAACCAACUUUUCCAUAUUGUUCACUAAUUUUUUCUGAUUUGAUUACAUCUUCUUUAGAGACUGAAUUUCAAAGUCUUUUUUGUCUAUUCCUACACUGUUCCAUCCAUGGUUCAUCAGUCUAAGUUUCAGUUCUUGGAGAUGGUGCUAGAGAGCCACCUCUAGGAAACUUGUUUUGGGCAUGGAAUCUUUGAGUGAGAGAUAGGUCCGACAUUUUGAUUUGUAAAGAUUUUUAAAUUCAAACAAUGGAGACAAGAUAAAAGUUGGUCCUAUAGUCAUCUUUGGUGGACAGAGCUGCUUCUAAUUGCUUAUAAAAUGUUAGUAUUUUUUAAACUUAAUAAGGUAUAAUCAGGACAGUUUAGGAGUAGUGUAGUGUAUCUGUGCAUCUGAUUACUACAUAAAUCACACAUUGGUUUCAUGGUUUUCAGUGCUUCAGUGUUUUCUAAGCCUUGAUCUUUUUCUUCCUCAUUGUUUUCUUGCUUUGAUUUAUUGGUUUCAGUUUUUAAACUGUUACAAGGGAAUCACUUUAAAAGACUGAUAUAUAUUAAUUUAAGGUCGCCAAGGAAUUCAGCUAUGUAAUUCCUAAAUGAAAACUCAAGUCAGCAGUAAAUCUUUUAUGGAGUUUAAUUACAAUAGGAGUAAGAAAGGAAUUAGAGAUAGAGAGAGAGAAAAAGGGAGAGAAGGGAAUAGGGCUUAAAUACCCCUUCUGUUUAGGCUGGGCCAAAAGGCCCAAGCCCUUAGAUAGUUGGGGCAAAGAAAAAAGAUCAGUCCCUAUUACUCACGUGACCAAAAUGGAGAAACAUUCUCAGAGGCCCCCACCUUCAGCUUCCUUCAGAGCAAGCUUCUCAGAGCCCACACGAACCACACCGACCAACUUCUCAACCACACCCCGUCUCUAGACCCCCCUGAUCUUUAAGGAAACCAUCCAAGUUGCCUCCCCUCAGUUCUCACAUCUACCAAUCACUGUCCAUCAAUUUCCCUGUGCCAAUGGAGGCUCUAGCUUAACCCAGGACCGCCCAGAGGCUUUGCACAUGUCUGUUGAAGGUCAUACUUUCAAAUGAUUAAAUCUUUGCUCCUUUGCUACAGCCCUUUCUAAAUCCUGUUAACCUGAGUAGGGUAGAGAUUGGAAUAAUUAAAUUUUGAUCUAGGCUGCAGCCCUUCAAUCCUGUUAGGACUGAAUAGGGUGGAGAUUGAUUCCAAGUAUCUCCAUUGUAUCAAUUCUAAAAUCAAUCAUAACUCAAAGAAAUUCCUGUUCUAUGCUUAAGCAUAGGUCAGAGUCCUUUCCAUUGUUCAGCAAAAGGUUUCUGUCCUAAAGUAAUCUUAAGAAGGGAAGAGAAGGAACCUCCCAUGCCAAUGGGGUUCCCAUUCCAAUAGACUAUCAGUAAGAAAUUUUCCAAGUAUGAAAUAUCUCAAUGGUGAAAUUUCCAACAUUUAUAAGUCUAAGGAAUUUUGAGGUUUACAAAACCUGUUUCCAUUUGCAAUAGGUGUUGGUUUCCUGUGGUGUUCUGUAAAGUUUCAAUGACCUUGUGCUACUAUUCUUAUAAGUAUUAUCAAAGAGUGAUGCUGUGUUUGUUGAUGUGAUUGUAUUUGCAUAAUCUCUUAUGAUUAGUUUUACAUCUGUUGCUAAGUUAUUUGCAAGCAUUGUAUUUUGUUUUUGUUUACAAGUUCUCUUUAUUGGGUACUAUUGCAAGUGACUGCUUCUCUAACUUACUAAUACAGAGCCUGUGUCUGACUUAGCUCCUUUUAGUUCUGAGCUGGAUCCAGUGUGAUAGGUUUGCAAGGAAAAACUGAUCUUGUCUUUCAUCCCCAUCAGACAUGUCCUCAAGAUUUUUAAGGAAGCUUCUGGUUCAUGGGUGGACAUACAGCUGUGUUGAAAGUUUGUAGCUGUGUUUCCCAAUUCCCAGUUCUUCCUAUCUCCUGUUUCAUUCUGUUGGUUCUUAGGAUCUUUCAUGUUUGUUGAGCAUUCAGGGCCUACUAUUUCUAAGUGCUGCAUUGCAAGCUAGAGAUUGUGUGCUUGAUGUUUUUGGAAAUGCUACUCUGUAUUAUCCCCUGAUAUUGCUCUUGGAUGGAACUCUUACUUUUGGGUUGUAUUAAUUAGAGUGUGUGCCCCAGACUACAUUUCCCACAAUUUCCUUUUCCCUUUCUGGAAUUUUUGUCAUGACAUUGAUUGAAAUUUAGUUUUGGUUUUGGGCUCACUCUUUCCCUCUGGCUGGACCCAUGUGGAGGAGGGGAGCAGCUUGCUUGGUUUCUUUAGCUUUUUGCUUUGCUCUUUGCUUCAAGUUGAAUUUUAACAAAUACUAUAAAAUUUUACACUUGGGAGUAUUGGAUAUCAAUUUUAAUCUUUACAGUUGGUGACUCUAAGAAGGUAUUAGAACUCAGAGCCUUUUAUUAAAGCCAGCAGAUUCCUUCCCCACUACCUCAGCAGCAGCUUCCAGCAGCUGUUGGCAACUGGCAUUUAAGCCCCACAGUUUGCCUAAACCCUGAGGAUUAAAACUGCUACUGGUUUGCAGCCAAAGCUGGUCCUGCUGGCAUCCCAACCCCCAGAUAAGCGGCCAGGCUGCAGGCUCGACCCUCCCCUACUGUUUCAAGCCUCUGCUAACUUAUACAGCCAAACGACUCUUGGCCUGGCCCCAGCUGAAGCUGCUGCUGCCCCAUUGGUCAUUCAGACUCCUACCACCUCUGCCUGUGAUUUGCCUACGCCAUGGGGGCUGCUGUUGCUCCUGCCAGUUCUACUCUUGUGUUUUACUGCUUUUCUGUUGCCAUGCCUACCUCAGUGCCAGCUGGUGAGUAUAAGCCUCCCUCCCCCAGCCCCAGCCAGUGUGAAAGGGAAGCCCCUUUCCCCACUGGGCAGCUGGUUAUCUUAACCUCUACCAGGCUCUGCUUUGGCAGGGAGGGUCCUGGUCCUCUUUCCGCCCCCCCCCCCCCCCUGCUUUACCCCAACCUGCCUUACUUCCAUCUUUCUCAUACCCCACCUGGUUUUGUAGUCAUAUCUUCCAUGUUGGUUUCUGGCAGAAACUAACCACACCCCUUACUCUGAAAACUACCCUUAACUACACCCCCAGCUCCUCCCUGUUGUAGUGUUGCCUCUUGGCCACUAGAGGUCAAUAUUGAGCACCAAAAUUUUUGUUUUUUCCUUUUCUCAUUUGUUUUCUUUCUCUCCCCCCCCCCCCCCCCCUUUCCUGCUUAGCUGCAGUGGCUGUUUGCUGCCAUCAGAGAGCAGCAACAAAUAAAUAUAUAAAACCUUUUUCUUUUUAAGAAUGAAAAUUCAACAAAAUCAUAAAAGAUAAAAUAAAAUAAGCUAAAUACCCCUCCCCUUACCUUAUUCUCACCGCUAAUAAUAAUUAAAAAGUAAUCAAGUAGAGUUUCUAGUACAAUGUUAAACAAUAGAGAUGAUAAUGGGCAUCAUUGUUUCACUCCUGAUCUUAUUGGGAAGGCUUCUAAUGUAUUCCUAUUGCAGAUGAUUGCUGAUGGUUUUAGAUAUAUACUCUUUAUCAUUUUUAGGAAAGACUCUUCUAUUCCUAUACGUUCUAGUGUUUUCAAUAAGAAUGAGUGUUGUAUUUUGUCAAAGGCUUUUUCUGCAUCUGUUGAGAUAAUCAUGUGAUUUCGGUUGGUUUGCUUGUUUAUGGUCAAUUAUGUGGAUGGUUUUCCUAAUAUUGAACCAUACUUGCAUGCCUAGUAUAAAUCCCACCUGGUCAUAAUGAAUAACCCUCGUGAUCACUCUCUGAAAUCUUUUUGCUAGUAUUCUAUUUAAGAUUUUUUGCAUUUAUGUUCAUUAAGGAGAUUGGUCUAUAGUUUUCUUUCUCUGUUUUUGACCUUCCUGGCUUUGGAAUCUAUACCAUAUUUGUGUCAUAAACGGAAUUUGGUAGAACUCCUCUGUUUAUUUUGUCAAAUAGUUUGUAUUGUAUUGGGAUUAGUUUUUCUUUGAAUGUUUGAUAGAAUUAAUUUGUGAAUCCAUCUGGUCCUGGGGAUUUUUUUCUUUAGGAGUUCUUUGAUGGCUUGUUCAAUUUAUUUUUCUGAUACAGGAUUAUUUACGAAUUUUAUUUCUUCUUCUGUUAGUCUAGACAAUUUAUAUAUUUGUAUAUCUUCAUCCAUAUCACGUAGAUUGCCAUAUAAUUGGGCAAAAUAGUUUUUAAUGAUUGGCUUAAUUUCAUUAGAGGUAGGGUCUCCCUUUUCAUGUUUGAUACUGUUGAUUUGGUUUUCUUCUUUCCUUUUUUAAAUUAGAUUGACCAGUACUUUAUUUUAUUUAUUUUUUCAAAGUACUAGCUUCUAGUCUUAUUUGUUAAAUCAAUAGGUCUUUGACCUUCAAUUUGAUUAAUUUCUCUUAGGAUUUUUAGGAUCUCUAAUUUAGUUUUCAUCUGGGGAUUUUUAAUUUGUUCACUUUCUAGUUUUUUAAUUUGCAUGCCCAAUUCAUUGACCUCUGCCCUCCUUAAUUUGUUAAUAUAUGAACUCAAGGAUAUAAAUUUCCUCCUGAAUACUGUAGCUUUGGUUGCAUCCCAUAGAUUUUGAAAGGAUGCCUCAUCAUUGUCAUUUUCUUCAAUGAAAUUAUUGUUUCUAUGAUUUGUUCUUUUACCAAUUUUGGAAAAUCGUAUUAUUUAAUUUCCAAUUAAUUUUUGAUUUGCCUCUCUGUGUACCCUUACUAAUUAUUAUUUUAAUUGCAUUGUGAUCUGAGAAGUUUGCAUUUAUUAUUUCUUCUCUUUUGCACUUGUUUGCUAUGUUUAUGCCCUAGUACAUGGCCAAUCUUUGUGAAGGUACCAUGUACUGCUGAAAAGAAGGUGUAUUACUUUUUGUCCCUAUUUAUUUUUCUCCACAUACCUACUAACUCUAAUUUUUCUAAGAUUUCAUUCCCUUUUCUUAUCUCUUAUUUAUUUUUUGGUUUGAUUUAUCUAGUUGUUAUAGAGGAAGGUUCAGGUCUCCCACUAGCAUAGUACUUAUAUCUAUUCCUUCCUUGAGCUCCACUACUUUCUCCUUUAGAAAUUUGGAUGAUAUGCCAUUUGGUGCAUUCAUGUUGGGUACUGACAUUUCCUCAUUGUCUGUACUGCCUUUUAUCAGGAUGUAAUUACCUUCCCUAUUUGUUUUGACUAGAUCUAUUUUUACUUUGGCUUUGUCAGAUAUCAUGAUUGCAACUCCUGCCUUUUUUUCUCAAUUGAUGCCCAAUAGAUUUGGUUUCAUCCACUUACUUUUACCCUGUGUGUCUACCUUCCUCACGUGUGUUUCUUGUAGACAGCAUAUGGUAGGAUUUUGGUUCCUAGUCCACUCUGCUAUUUGUUUGUGUUUUAUGGGUGAGUUCAUUUCAUUCACAUUCAGAGUCCAUUUUAUUUUUAAGCGGCACUCUAGCACAGAUAAAUGUGGAGGUUGGGAAUGCAAUAGUAUGUUUGCACUGUACCUUGUCUCCCAUGUACUUACUACUACUCAAUGGACCUUUACCUCUUCUUACACACAUCAAAAGUGGGCUUAUGAUCAUUCAGAGGUAGUGGUUCUCCUAGAUAUUUGAAAUUUACCACUGAAGACCCAUUAAAAUCAAUUGAAAUUUUUAGCUCAUCAAAUUUUUCAAAAAUCACUGACAUAUAUAACCCUUUUGAUGGGGUCCACUCAUCAUCAUUAACGUGACAGUUAAGAAAAGCAAAAGGAGCAAAAGGCUGUUUAGACAACAUGUGACCACCUAGUGUUGCAAACUCUGGUAAUGUCUCAUUACUGUGGAUUGGAAUUAUGGCUUAUGACCAAACAGAGCUCUGAUGGAUCUGGUGACACAUCUGGCACCUGUGAGGACCAAUGGCAUUUCCCCAGAAAAGAGUUUCCAACUUGUCUUUGGACUUUUAUAAUGGUAUUAUCACCAGUCCAGUCAUAGGGGAAGGGUACAAAUAAAGACAACAUAACAGAACAUAUAGUUGUUAGCCAAAACAUAGUAAUUGAAGGUGACAUAGUAAAAUGGAAUAUGAUAGAUUAAAUUAAUAUGUGAAUUCAAAAACAAAAUUAAACUUUAAAACAAUUGGUAAAUACAACAAAUGUGACAGGAUACAAUCAUUCAACAUCAAUAGAAGGUACCCAUUUUAUAUGGGAGCAAUGAAGCCAGGAAUCCUUUUUUCCAAUUUUAAUAGCUGUAGGAGUGGAUAACAGUACUUGAAAUGGACUUUCCCAGACAGGCUGAGUUGCUCCAACACACUGGAAGUUCUUUAUGUACACUUUGUUUCCUGGGUGUAGGUCAUGGAGUGAGAAGUCUAGAGGUCCUGCUUGUACUGCAGCUCCAUAUUUGUGGAAUUUUUGCAAUCCAACCUAUAAAUCCUUUAUAUAAGAAGCAAUAGCCUAGUAAUGAUGUGUAUGCAGGAGAAAAAUGAUUAGCCUGCACUGGGGGGAGGGGGGGUUGUCCAAAAAAAAUCUCAAACGGUGAGAUAUGUAAAUCUCUCCUAGGUCUGCUAUGAAGAUAAAACAAAGCUAUGGGGAGGACUUUAGGCCAUUUUAAGUGAGUCUCAGUGCACAAUUUUCCAAUCAUGGUCUUGAGGUCUCUAUUCAUUCUUUCAAUUUGGCCUGAGUUCUGGGACUAUAUGGUACAUAGAAUUGGGGAGUGAUCCCCAGACAAGAAUAAAUCUGGGACAAAACAGAAUCAAUAUAAUGGGUUCCCUUGUCUGAAUCAAUUCAUGCUGGUGGGCCAAAGCAAGGGAUAAUUUCUUUUAAAAGCACUUUAGGAACAAAAACUGCUAUGGAUUGGGCACUAGGAAAAGCCUUCGGCCAUCUGGUUAGCUGGUCCACUAUGACCAGGCAAACUUUGUAAUGUCCAGCUUUAGGCCUAGUAAUAAAGCCAUUUUGUAGAUGCUCAAAAAGUAUGUAAGCCAAAGGACACCCACCAAAAGCCUUGCCUCAAAAAGUGUGUUGGUUAUAUGCCUGGCAAGUGGAACAGGUUCUCAUAGCUUUUUGCAAUGCAUUUCUAGCCUGGCAUAGUUGUAAGUAAUCUUGCUCUGAAUUUGGGUUCCAUUUAGGAUCUUCAUUUGGCCAAUGAGUUGUUCCCUCUCCCUGGGCCUAAUUAACAAGAGAAUCUUUUUCCUUUCCCUUUCUGUUAGCAAGGCCUUGAACAAAUCUUCCACAUCAAUCCAUGAAGGAUUAUAAGUGCAAAAAAUGCCCUCACCUAUUUAUCACCACCACAGGCUCGGCUUCAUAGGAAGGUGUUUUUUUCUUUGAAUUUCUCAAUGUCUUGUGGAGAGAAAGAUGUAUGAUAUUUAAUGUUUACUAAAUCUUCAAGUCUGUUAUUAUAAGUUGGAACAUCCCUUAGAGGGAAAAGACCUUUAUUUGAGUCAUCUGUGGUAACUCCUGCUUGGCCUGUGUUCUGGAGUUCAGUGGAGUUGGAUGUAGUGAGGGUAGUAGGGGAUGGGGGAAGUGGGUGAAUGGAGAAGGAGGGGGUGUUUAGUGGGUGGAGAGGCAGGGUAGAAAAGAUUGGGGGUGGAGCUGAGGGUGUGGCAGAGGAAUGGAGAGGGGCUGGUGGUAGAGUGGACAGGAGGGGAGGUGGGGCUGGGGAGAAGAGGAGUAGGAUGGGUGAGGUCCAGAGGAGUCAUAGUACUGUGGGUGGGAUCGGUCAAGAGGAUGGUAGGGAAAAGGAAUGCCAAGAGAAUAAGGGAAGUAGGUUUGGUACAGGUGGGGAUAGGUGAGAUUGUCGGGCACUGGGUAGUUAGAAGGAGAGUAUGAGUAGUGGGAUGGUAAGGGUAAGAGUUAAAUCCCUUCCCCUCCACCAGAGGUAAAAGCCAUAUGUUUCUUUUAAAAGUUGGGAGGUACUGGUAACUGCCAGAGAACCACUUAAUCAGUGCCAGUUUUUUAACCCAGGAACUCCUCUCUCUAGGUCUGACUCUCAAACUACUGAGCACACGAGUUCCUAACACCACAGGUACUCUGCUCCAAUCCCUUACAGGGAAGGGGGCAGAUGGUCUGAGUCUUAGGGCCCCCCCUACUCUAAUCCACUUUCUAAACUGCGUGGGCUGUGCCCACAGCCCCCAGGGCACUGGACUGCACUGUGCUGAGCUCAGCAGGAGCAGGUAGGGCUUUGUGUCAGAGUCACAGCAGCUGGGUGGUCUGGCAGCUAAAAGCCUGCUAAGUGGUUCACUGUCGUUGAUCUGUGCAUUGCUUAUUUUACUAUUCCAGUGGAUAAGGAGAGCCAGAAGAUUUUUCCUUUCACCUGGCAAGGAGCUCAAAUCACAUGGGAGCAUUUGCCCCAGGGAUUUUCUGAGUCCGAAAGUCUCUUCUGCCAAAUGCUAAAAAGUGACCUAGAAACCAUAAAAUUCAAGUGAAGUAAACUGGUUCACUACAUGGAUGACAUACUUUUUGCUUCCCCUUCAUCAAAAGUUUGUUUGUAAGAUUCUAAGAUUCUCCUCCAAGAACUAUACAAGAUAGGGCACAAGGUAUCUAAGUCUAAACUAUAAUGGGUAAUGCCAAGGAUGAAAUACCUAGGGUUCAUCUUGAGAAAUGGCACAAGAAAAAUUUCCAAGAAAAGAAUAGCUGAUAUACAGAACUUGAGUGUGCCAAAAUCAAAGAAAUAGAUAAGAGCAUUCCUGGGAGUGACAGGGUUCUGUAGACAGUGGAUCCAUGGUUAUAGUCGAAUUUCAAAAUGUCUGACUGACAACUAAAAAUGCAGUCUCUGAACCCUUGAAACUCACUAAAGAACAUCUAAGUGCAUUGAUACAGCUGUUUCCAAUUUUCUUGUUUCUCUAACAAAAUUUCUAACUUAUCCAUAGCAAAAAUGAUAUUUAGGCCCAAAUUUUGGCCAGAAGUUCUUAAGGGUUUUAGAUCAAAGAAAUCAAUACUUGAUAGAUUUGUCACUAUCUUUCUUUGUUCAAUAGGCAGUUCUCCAUUAUCCCAAACUUUAAAAAAUCUGUCUAGAGUGGGAGCCUUCUAGAAUGGGUCUCCUCAAAAGUCUAGAGUCCGUCCCACCCGUCAGGGGUCACAAAGCUUGUCAAGAAGAAAUGUUAACACUUUGUGUGCCCUUGACCCUAUGUGCCACACAGAUCACCAUGUUUGCUGGGGUGGUCAUACAGUCCACAAGCCAAUCUUGGCAAAAGCCUCUCAGGAACACCCUAAUCAAGGAGUUAAAGCUGAGAAACCCUUGCAAAGUUUCUUUGGCCAUGUGAUCAGCACUUUGGUCUCCUUGGGAGUUCCAGUUUUUCUGCAUUGCACCUCAACACACACAAAAAAACUACAUUAAACUAAAUAUGUGAGUGGGAACAAUUUCAACACAAUGUGAAUGUCCCCCAGGCAUAGACCUAGCCAGGGACCCUCUGGCCGCUGAAUCUAGCUCUCUGACUCUUCUUGCCCAAGCAUAGGUCCACACACAAAAUUUACAUAUUACUUAGCCUAGGACAUACAGAAAAAACUGCCUUAUUAAUUUUAAUUCAUUAAAAAACAACAUUUUUUUCUCAUUUCCACAAACUAUAAGAAGAAAGGUUUUAGUUCCUCUUUUUCACAAACUUCUAGCUUAAACGAAAUUUAAAAGAAAAUUGAAGAAAAAUAAGAGGUCUGGAAAUAUCUCCAAGUCUGCAGCCUUGAAGAAUUCCAAAUCCUCUUACCUUACUUGGAUGACAGGAUUCUUGAACUAGAGGAGCCAUUGUCUGCCCACUGAAACUCAGCCUCUCUCUCAUUCAGAAAAAGAAACAGGAAGAAUAAAUCCUGUGGGUACUGUUAUCAUGGGAUUUUGGGUGAGGAAAGAACAAGAGGGAACAUAUAAAUAAAUUCAGAUUUAUUGGUUGGGAAGGGUAGGAAGGAACGGAUUUAGGAGUAAACUAUACUUUUACUUAUUUUGAAGCCUAAUAUCUAUAAACUAUCUUAUUAAGCUAAGUAUUAACUUUCCAGUAUCCAAGUCUCAUACCAGGAGUCCAAUCAAAUGGGCCAGGAUCUUCAGUUAGUUGAUAUCUAAGCAGGUCUAGAGAUCUUCCUGAUGCUGCCAGCAGCCAGAUUAAAAAAAAAAAAAACAAAAAACCUCUUUCCUCUGUUAGUCUCAGAAGAAAAUCCUUUCUAAGCCUUAAACUCAGAUCCUUCCAGGAGAGAAGUCAGUUGGGCAUAGAAUCUUUCUUCAGAUCUCUAGCUUCAGGCUCCCGUGUGACCCUUAGUCACAUGCUCCUGUCAAUUACUCUGAGGUUUGCACCUCUCAGUUUUUGCAGACCUUUCAUUCUUUACCACAGUACCCUUUUGCGAUCAAUAUUUUUCUGUAUGAAAGAGAGACACCUCAGAGGUGACAAGGCUGUGUGGAGAUUGGAUUUGUCUCUCUCCUGAUUGUAACAAUGAAGGUACUUAGCUCUUCCUUGAUUGUGAAGAUUAAAUUGUAAUCCCCUGUCUAUUUUUAGAUUUUAAUCCCAAAGUGUAAAAGUACAGUACUUAAAGUUGAGUAGGGAGAUCUACCCAUUUUGGAUUUGAACCACAAAAAGGUGUGAACACCUAUUUCAUACUUUGAGUGGGAGAUCUGUGACCCACGUGUGAAAGAGUGGGUAGUCCUGGAAUGGAUCGUCGGCUGUGAUUGGUAGAUGUUAAAAUUUAGGGGAAGUGACACGAGAAAAAGUUCUUUAAAAGUGGAAACAGAGACACAUGUAGAAGACAGACACUCGGGCUUGGAGUGAAGAGACACACUUGGAGUUUGAAAAAGACAUAGUUGGAGUGGAGCCUCCUGAAGUUGAGGUUGAUAAAAGAAUCUUCUGACUGAACUGACAACGUGGUGAGUAUAAAGGCUGACUUCCUUGCCGUUUCUGGAGGUGUGAGCCUCUGGGAAAGGCCUAUCAUCUUGAAACUCCUUUCCCCUGGCUGGGGCCUUAGAAUUUCUACAUGACACUCUCACUCUCACACUCUCUCUCUCUCUCUCCCUCCCCCUCCCCCUCCUCCUCUCCCUCUCUCCAUAUACACAAUUUAGUUAAACUCAAAAAGCCAAACAUCUCCAAGUCAAGGUAGAAAGUUUAUAUAACAAAAUGAAUAUUUCCGUACGGGGUUGAUGACAUAUCAUAAGAAAUAACAUCAUAUAGACCUUAUUUAAAAACAGUUACCCAAUUAGAAAACUGGUUAGUUCAUUUCAGAAAGCCCAUAUUAGUCUAAAGGUCAAGUCAAAUGACUUGACCUCUCAUCAGAUCUCAUUUUCAAACAGAGAAGGGUGCAUAAUGUUUGUGCCAUAUUAGGACAUGAGAUUCAGAUAGUCGGCAUCUUUUGAUCAAGGGAAGUACAAAAUUAGGCGUUAGACAUCUGUUUAGAAGCAGUUUUUAUGCUUUAGUUAGAAAUCCUUGUAAAAAUCAUGAAUUCUACUGAUUGUAUUAAGAUUAUAAUGGAAUUUAUACUAAUCACUUUAGAAUCACAAUACUGAUUAUCUUACCUAUCACUAUCACUAAAAUCCAGUCAAGUAUAAGAGGGUAGGGGUCUAUUUUUCCCCACAGAAUCAUUAUUCACAUAAAAUUAGCACAUGGUAUUAAUAAUGAAAAUGUACAAAUCAUUGAAGAAGAAUAAAUUGUGGAAGAUGAGAAUUGUGACAAGGAAAUCACUUUAAAAGACUGAUAUAUAUUAAUUUAAGGUCGCCAAGGAAUUCAGCUAUGUAAUUCCUAAAUGAAAACUCAAGUCAGCCGUCAGCCUUUUAUAGAGUUUAAUUACAAACAGGAGGAAGAAAGGAAUUAAAGAGAGAGAGAGAGAGAAAGGGGAGAGAAGGGAAUAGGGCUUAAAUACCCCUUCUGUUUAGGCUGGGCCAAAAGGCCCAAGCCCUUAGAUAGCUGGGGCAAAGAAAGGAGAUCAGUCCCUAUUACUCACAUGACCAAAAUGGAGAAACAGUCUCCAGGGCACCCACCUUCAGCUUCCUUCAGGGCAAGCUUCUCAGAGCACACUCCAACCACUCAGACAAACUCCUCAACCACCACCCUGAGUCUUCAGACCCCUCUAUCUUUAAGGAAACCAUCCAAGUUCCCUCCCCUCAGUUCUCACAUCUACUAAUCACUGUCCAUCAUUUUCCCUGUGCCAAUGGUGGCUCUAGCUUAACCCAGGACCGCCCAGAGGUCUGUGGCAUUGCACAUGUCUGUUGAAGGUCAUAUUCUCAAAUAAUUAAAUCUUUGAUCCUUUGCUACAGCCCUUCCUAAAUCCUGUUACCCUGAGUAGGGUAGAGAUUGGAAUAAUUAAAUUUUGAUCUAUGCUGCAGCCCUUCCUAAAUCCUGUUAGGACUGAGUGGGGUGGAAAUUGUAUUUUCCAAGACCUGAUUCUGUCAUUCCAAGUAUCUCUAUUGUAUCAAUUCUAAAAUCAAUCAUGACUCAAAGAAAUUCCUGUUCUGUGCUUAAGCAUAGGUCAAAGCCCUUUCCAUUGUUCAGCAAAAGGUUUCUGUCCUAAAGUAAUCUUAAGAAGGGAGGAGGAACCUCCCAUGCCAAUGGGGUUCACAUUCCAAUAGCCAAGACCCACUAUCAAUAGGAAAUUUUUCAAGUAUGAAAUUUCCCAAUGGUGAAAUUUCCAACAUUUAUAAGUCUAAGAAAUUUUAAGGUUUACAGAAUCAUCAGGCAAAUUGAGUCUGCAGUCAGAAAUCAGUAAGGAGAGGACCAUUCCAUCGGAAGAGGAUAUCUGGAUGGAAGAAGACAAUGCAGACAAAAAGAAGAAUUCAGGAAAUUAAUGGACAUUGUUAAAAGACUGGAAGGGUCCUAGGUUCAAAUCUGGCCUUAGACACUUCCCAGCUAUGCGACCCUGGGCAAGUCACAUACCCCCAUUGCCUAGUCCUUACCACUCUUCUGUUGGAACCAAUACACAGUAUUGAUUCCAAGAUGGAAGCUAAGGGUUUAAAAGGGAAAAAAAAAGACUGGAAGGACUUUUAAAUAUUGAGAUAAUGACUGAAAGGAAUUUACAAUGAAGAGGAUCACAGGAUUAAUGGACUAAUAAUGAAUUAAAAUUUGGGCAAUAUAACACAAAACAAUAUAACAUAUUCACACAAACAUUCAUAAAUAUAUUUACUACCAUGGAGUUGGAGAAGAAUAAUUCAAGCAAGAUGAGAUGAAAAGAGAAGGAAAGAUCUGAAGUAGUGGUAAGUAUAUUACAUGCAACAGUAACAAAACACUAACAACAGUAACACUGACAAAACAACAACAUAGCAAAACAAAUAUAUAAACAUGGUUAGGUUACAUUGAUUCACUAGUUGAAUGAGUGAAACAAUUAGUAUAGCUAGGGUACUAACAAUGUUAUAAUUAGCUAUAAAUUAGUUACUAACAAAAAUUAGAAAUUUAAUUUAGUAUAGGAAUAUAGAUAGGAGAAUUUUGAAGAUAGGGAUUUAGUUAGAUACGGUUAUAUUUUAAGAUAGAUAAAAUAAUGUAAGAUACUGACUUACACUACAAAAUGCAUUACAACAUAUAUUACAUAAUAUAAAUAACAUCACAUCACUCAAUUGUAAAUAUAUGUAAAUAGUUUAUAUAAUAGGAUUGUAAAAUUAAUUGUAUUAUAAUAUGUGUAUGCAUAUAUGCAACAUACGUAUCAUACGUAAAUAUGAGGUGUAUGUAUAUGUGUUGUAUACAUGUAUAGUACGUAGAUUGUGUGUAUAUGUGUGUAAAAUUUACGUAAAUAGAUCACUUAUGUUUAAUUUUCUCUAUUACAUGUGAUUUGCAUAAGUGAAUGUAAUCAUUUGGUUUAAUUUCUUUGUAAAACUUAUACAAAGUUGUGUUGUAAUUUUCAAAAUUUUUUCUCUAACUUUGAUGUUAAUGCAUUACAGUAGUAGAAUGUUCUGUAUUAGUUGAUAAGAGUAGUAUUUAUGAGUUUAAUGUUUUGCAUGACUGUUGAGUUUAUCUUUUGCUUUUGAUGUCAUUUGCUUGUGCUUUUGCAUAUGUUUGAUCUGUGUUUGAAAUUUGUAUUUGUUCAUUAUUCACUUCCCCUUUUUCCUUUCCUGGAUUAAAUCCCUAGAAUAGGAUAGUAUUAGAUAGUUUAAGAUAGUUGAGUGUAGGUUCUUUGUUAUUUUGGUUAGAUAUUUUAGUUUAAGUAAUGUGUAAAUUAGUUAGUGUACAAAUGCCAGAAGAGUUUUUUCAACAUGAUUUAGGCUUUGUGCAAAGGGAGAACUGUAGAGAGGAAAGUUACAUCUUUGCUUGACAGCCCUCAAGACUCAGAAUUUUCCAUGAGCCGUGUGGGUCAGAAUUCCAAACUGUUGAAGGGAAACUGGGAGUCUGGAACUGGCAUUGAAACCUGAAGGGUGUAGAUCUGAUCUCUCCUGGACUCUCCUGAACAUCUAUCAAGCAACUGGCUUUGAGGAUCAACUGACUGAGGGUGAGAGGAAAAUCUCUAGUCUUCCUGGUGGACAGAUUGACUGGGAAGAAGACCUCUACCUUGCUGAGAUCAUCUGAGGACACCACAACUUGGUUGACUGUGUGUAUGAGAUUCUGGGUUUACUGUGGGAUUUAUUCUUAAUAGUCUUUAGUUAAGAUAGUUAGACUGUAAGCUUAGAUAAUUAAAUAAAGUGGGUAAAAAGUCAGAUGCUAACCCUUUCCCUUAUUCCUUUCCCAACAUCUUCUCCUUCUCUUUUAAUAAACUCAUGUUAUGUAAA
This is a messenger RNA of Monodelphis domestica (gray short-tailed opossum), 17148 nucleotides long. Its product is annotated as zinc finger protein 350-like. Gene Ontology annotation, molecular function: RNA polymerase II cis-regulatory region sequence-specific DNA binding; DNA-binding transcription factor activity. The record is from RefSeq and is a predicted model, not a curated record. Gene Ontology annotation, biological process: regulation of transcription by RNA polymerase II. Lineage: Eukaryota; Metazoa; Chordata; Mammalia; Didelphimorphia; Didelphidae.